This is a messenger RNA of Siniperca chuatsi (mandarin fish), 1251 nucleotides long. RefSeq lists its product as uncharacterized. Lineage: Eukaryota; Metazoa; Chordata; Actinopteri; Centrarchiformes; Sinipercidae. The transcript is spliced from 4 exons. The coding region runs from base 142 to 972 and encodes 276 amino acids. The record is from RefSeq and is a predicted model, not a curated record.
UUGUAUUUGCAUAAUUUUUGUAAAUGAUUGCUCAUAAUGUGAGGAGGUGUCUGCUUAUAAAUAUGUGCUUUAGUUCUUCAGUCAGUUUAUUUUUCCAUAUCGCAUCCAGAAAGAAGACAGACGCUAUAACUAAUUGUAAAGAUGAUCGAUAGAGAAGUUGCACUAGAAGCUUUGUGCACACUCUGCAAUGCCAAUGUAACUUCUGUUCAAACACAAGCUGUUUUUCCCAGAGCUGCCCGUGGUAGAGGAGCACCACAGCAGCAGCUGCUCAUCAAGAAUUUCAUCACUACAAUCUUGGAUGCAGAUGAAACCUGCCAGGUGUCAAGAUCCAACUUUGUCCACCUCCAAAGCGUCUUGCAAGGUGUUGAUCAGGCAGCAGGCUUUGCCCGAGGGAACCAUGUGGACAUUAGAACAGUAACAGGAAGGAAUCACAUCAUCGACGAGAAUGAAUUCUUUGACCCACGAUUCGACUAUGAUUUCACCAAGUUGAAAGACACCGAGACUUAUUACAGAGGUGGAGAGGUGUAUGAACGCCCAUGUGGUUGGCAGCGUUUUGCCCUCAAGAUCCUGGAUAAAUAUGAUGGAAAUACCUGGCUGGGAACUUCAUACCGUAGCACACAGUCAGUGCCUGGGGAGUGGCCUGUGUCAUACCAUGGGACAUCUAAGAUGGGUGCUGACGGCAUCAUCGAUGGAUACUACAAGCCAGGCUCAGGUCAGGUUUAUGGCAGGGGGAUUUAUUCUACUCCAUACAUCUCUGAGGCGAUCCAAUACGCCAAAACAUUCACCUCCAACAAGACGGGCAAGAAGUAUCAAGUGAUUCUGCAGAAUCGUAUCAACCCCACGUACAGGCAGAAACACAACAACGACAAGUACUGGCUGGUUCCCAUUCCGGAAGAAACAUCAACGACAGAAGAGCAGAAGAUGGUAGAAAGGGCCAUCCGUCCUUAUGGCCUUCUGUUGAAAGAGGUCUAACAGGGUGAAAAAGUUCACAAGAAAACCCACAAAUUUGAUCACAUAUUUGUUUCCUGAGCUUUAUUUUGAAAAGCCAGUGGGUGUGUUGUCUGAAGCAUCAACUUUGUCUUUAGUAGUCAAUGCAAAAUACUCUCUGAUGAUGUCAAAUGUAAUGAUGUCUCAUUUGCAUAUAGGAAAAUUUAUAUCACAGCUGUAUAUAGUGUGAACUUUCUGCACUGAAAUUCUUCUUUCUUUGUUCCAUUUUCCAGUAAGCAUUUAAUAAACACAAUCUGAAACAAA